Molecule: messenger RNA, 4922 nt
Organism: Artibeus jamaicensis (Jamaican fruit-eating bat)
Lineage: Eukaryota; Metazoa; Chordata; Mammalia; Chiroptera; Phyllostomidae
Product: zinc finger protein 345-like
Exons: 3
Coding region: 246-2540 (764 amino acids)
Biological process (GO): regulation of transcription by RNA polymerase II
Molecular function (GO): RNA polymerase II cis-regulatory region sequence-specific DNA binding; DNA-binding transcription factor activity, RNA polymerase II-specific
Source: RefSeq, a predicted model, not a curated record
CUUUGUCCAGGCAACAAUUCUUGCUGCCAUUCCUGUGAGUGUAUUUUACCUUCAGGUGGCUGUGUCGGUCGGUCCGGAGGUGACAAAACGGAGAAAGCGUGAAAGAGACGUGGUCCUCUCCGCACAGCCGCGGAAUGACGCUCAGAAACACCGCCACCGUGUGACCUGCGCCCGGGCCCCUGCAAGGACGUCUGUGCUAGGACGCUCUCUCCCGCUGUUCCCGCUGGGCUUGCCCACCGAGUGCUAUGGCGGCGGCUCCGGGAAGGCGCCUGGCUGCUGCCAGUGUGACCUUUGAGGACAUUGCCAUGCACUUCUCCUGGGAGGAAUGGAGGCUGCUUGAUGAGGCUCAAAGACACCUGUACCUCCAUGUGAUGCUGGAGAACUUCACACUUAUAUCCUCUCUGGGUUGCUGCUGUGGAGCAGAGGACAUGGAGGCACCCAUUGAAGAGAACAUUUGUGUACAAGUGUCACAGGCAAGGAAUGCCAAGGCAGCUUCGUCUUCCCAGAAGAGCCACCCCUGUGAGAGUUGUGGGCCUGUGCUGAGAGACAUUUUUACCUUGGUUGAGCUUCAGGGAACACAACAGAGCCCACCACUGCUGAGGUGUGGGGCAUGUGCAAAACGAUUUUAUUUUAGUGCAAAGUGUCACCAGCACCAGGAUGUGCACAUGCGACAGAAACCCUUCAGUAGUGUGGACAGGGCCUCAUUUGUGAAGAGCUGCGGAAUCCACGUGUCAGGGAAGCCCUUCACCUCUGGCAAGGUUUCGAAGGACUUUCUGGCCAGCUCGGGACAUCAGCAGCAACAGGACACUCAUAAAGCGCAGGAGCCAAACACAGGCACCCAGUGGGAAACAGCGUUACAAAGCACAAAAAGUCAUUACACUUUGGAAGAAGGCAAGAAAGCCUUUAGCCCCCAACACACACUUGUGGACCAGGGUGUUCAUACUGGGAGGCAGAGUUUUGUGUGCAAUGAAUGUGGAAAAACAUUCAGGUACAAAUCCUCAUUUGUUACUCACUGCAGAGGCCACACUGGAAAAAGUUUCCGUGUGUGUGGUGAAAGUGGAAAAUCAUUUAGUGAAACCUCAACCUUCCAACGGCAUCAAAAAAUUCAUACUGGAGCAAGGCAGUUCGAGUGCAGCAAAUGUGGAAAAUCCUUAAGCCUCAAAUCUGUCAUUCAUUCAUGGAAACGGCACAGUGGACAAGCAAAUUACAUGUGCAGUGAAUGUGUACAAUCUUUUAGUCAUAAUCAAUAUCAGAGAGUUCACACUGGAGGAAAGCCUUACAAGUGUAAUGACUGCGAAAAAUCUUUUACCUCUGUUGCUGCUCUCAGUUACCAUCAGAGAGUUCACACUGGAGAAAGGCCUUAUGGGUGUAGUGAAUGUGGAAAGUCUUUUAUCACUUUUAUUGCCCUUUGUUAUCAUCAGAAAGUUCACACUGGAGAAAGGCAUUAUGACUGCAGUGAGUGUGGGAAAUCUUUUAACAAUAGAUGGAAACUUGUUCGACACCAGAAAACUCACACAGGAGAAAAGCCUUAUGUAUGCAGUAUAUGUGGCAAAUCUUUUACUAAUAGCUUUACCCUUAAGUAUCAUGAGCAAGGCCACCUAGGAAAAAGGCCUUACGAGUGCAGCGAAUGUCAGAAAUCCUUUACCACUAGCUCUGCCCUUCGAUAUCAUCAUAGUGUUCACUCGGGAAAAAGACCUUAUGAAUGCAAUGAAUGUGGGAAAUCUUUUAUCUCGCGAUCUACCUUUCAAUAUCAUCUGAAAACACAUUCAGGAGAAAAGCCUUAUAAGUGCAGUGAAUGUGGGAAAUCUUUUACCAGGAACUAUGGUCUUCAUUGUCAUCAGAGUGUUCACACUGGAGAAAAGCCUUAUGAGUGCAGUGAAUGUGGGAAAUCUUUUACCAGGAUCAAUGGUCUUCAUUGUCAUCAGAGAAUUCACACUGGAGAAAGACCUUAUGAGUGCAGUGAAUGUGGAAAGUCUUUUACCACAAGCAGUAGCCUUGCAAAACAUCGGAGAGUUCAUCCUGGAGGAAGGCCGUUUGAGUGCAGUGAAUGUGAGAAAUCUUUUGCCAGUAGUGAUACCUUCUGUUCUCAUGAGAUGGUUCACAAAAGAGAAAAGCCUUUUAAGUGCAGUCAGUGUGGAAAAUCGUUUUCCUCUGGUUCCACUCUCCGUUAUCAUCAGAGAGUUCACACAGGAGAAAGGCCUUAUGAGUGCAGUGAAUGUGGGAAAUUUUUCAUUUAUAGUUCCAAACUUCGUUAUCAUCAGCGACUUCACACUGGUGAAAGGCCUUAUAAGUGCGGUGAAUGUGGAAAAUCUUUUAUCUAUAGUUCCAAACUUCGUUGUCAUCAGCGACUUCACACAGGAGAAAGGCCUUAUGAGUGCAGUGAAUGUGGGAAAUCUUUUAUCUAUAGUUCCCUAUUGCGUUAUCAUCAGCGAGUUCACACUGGUGAAAGACCUUAUGAGUGCAGUGAAUGUGGGAAAACUUUUAUCUCUAGUUCCAAACUUCGUUAUCAUCAGAGAGUUCACACUAGGAAAAAGCCUUAAAUGUGUUGGUAAUGUUCACUUUUCUGUUCAAUGUAACAACCGUGGAGGAAGCUCUGAGGAGCCAUCUGUCUAAAAAGAAACUUACAUAAGCACAGUGUGGUGAUUCCCCAGAAUUUUUGUUUAUAUGAGAAGCGUGUGUAAAUAUGUUGCAUUUUCUAACUUACCCAUGUUUUCUGACUUGCUCUUUCGAGUUUUAUGUUACAGCUACGUAACAUACGUUCUGCUACGUUCUGUGGCUAUAGUCCUUUCAUUUUUACCACAGUGCACGUCCACAGAGUUUACAUCACUCAACACCCUAAUGUGCUCAGGGAAGCUGACCUCUGGUUUCAUGUAUCUGGUUGGAAAUAGAAAUGCCUGGAGCCCUUAGCAGGUCAAUUUCCCAUUAUGAAUAAUUUGGUCAUGGACCUUGGUCCAUAUGCUGACCUCGAAAAUAUGAUUUGUGCACUCAGUUUGCAUAGAAAUGACACCCUGUUUCAGGGAUGUGUUCAUCUCAUGUAACACUUAUGAUGAGGUUUUUCAGCUUCCAGAUCAUGAUUUUGGGAAGUGCCUGCUGCACAUUGCUUUGGCUUGUACAAUAAUUGAGGCCUUAAUCUUUUAAUUCUUUUUAAUCUUGGUUAUUUUUAUUGUACAAGUUAGUUUAUAAACUGAUUCGGGCUCUGCAAGCAUGAGGACAACUUUUUUAAAUUUACUUUUUAGAGAAGAAGGAAGGGGAAAUAAUGGGAGAAAAAUGUCAGUAGGAGAGAGAAACAUUGAUUAGUUGCCUUAUAAGCACCCCAGACCAAACCCACAAUUCAAACCUAUGCUCUGACCAAAAAAGGAAGCAGCAACCUUUCAAUUUGCAUCACAACAACCAACCAACUAAGCCACACUGGUCAGAACAUGGGGUGAACACCUUUUUAAGGGUCUCAGACUUUCUCUGCUUCUGGAGUGACUAUGAUGGCAGAAAGUAACUUUCCUGUUUUGACCAAAUUUGCAUGGCUGUCCACAGAUCUCUAGAAAGGACUGAAGGGCUUUCUGGCCCUCAUGUAGAUGCCAUGUACUUUAGGAGUCUUAGAGAUGACCCUGAGGAGAAGACAGGUAUGAGAACCUCAAGUACUUACGAAAGUAGCAUGAUUUCUUUUUCCCCACAGCAGAUAUCACAGAUGAUACCACCACUGUCGAUGGGAUAUUUUUAGGUCUACAGAGUCAUGUCCCCUGACAUCCAAAAUUUUCUGUGCUAGGGGCAUUUGUUGAAAGACUGGGUACAGGGACAACAAUAGUUAGUGCAGAAACAGUGGCCUAUCAGGGACUGGGGGAGACGUCAGCCACCUAGAUGGAAUGUGCAUCCAGAAAUGUUUCUGUGACUGUGACUGCGUGAUGAGUGUACACAGAUCUGAGGAACCCUAGGUAUGGUUAUCAUGUGUAGUUGAGGUCAUUGUCAGAAAAAAAUAAAAAUAAUCAAAAGGCUUCCUGGGUUCCUGUACCCUGACAGUGAUGUCUGCCUCAAAGUCAUUACUACACAUCAGGAAAGAAUAAGAGGGAGACUUAUACCCCAGACAUGUGGUUCUUGACACAGGCAGCAUUCUUGUUGACUCAGGUGAAAAUGUUCAUUACUCAUCAUAUUUGAUGCCAUCGAGGCAAUACUGAGCCCUAGAGGGCUGAAGAAAGAGAUGGUGAAGUCAAUAUAGGCUGGUCAAUCUGAUUUUCUGAAAAGAUUUGGCCACUUAAUCUUUUUUUUUUUUAUUGAUUAUGCUGUUACAGUUGUUCUAUUCCCCCUUUAUUCCCCUCCACCCUACCCCUCAUCCCCACCAUUACCCCCCCUUUAGUUUAUGACCAUGUGUCUCAAGUCCUUUAGAUUCUAUAUUUCCCAUGCUAUUCUUGCCCCCCCCAAUCUAUUUUCUAUCUACUGUCUAUGCUACUUAUUUUCUGUACCUUCUCCCCUCUUCUCCUCCUCCCACUCCCCUGUUGCUAACCCUCCUUGAGAUCUUCAUUUCUAUGUUUCCACUCCUGAUCUAGCUGUCCUUUUAGUUUGCUUUCAUUUUAGGUGUGGUUGUUAAUAACUGUGAGUUUGUUGUCCUUUCACUGUUCAUGUUUCUUUAACUUCUUUUUCUUACAUAAGUCCCUUUAACAUUUCAUAUAAUAAGGGCUUGGUGAUGAUGAACUCCUUGAAUUUGAUCUUAUCUGAGAAGCACUUUAUCUGUCCUUCCAUUCUAAAUGAAAGUUUUGCUGGAUAGAGCAAUCUUGGAUGUAGGUCUUUAGAUUUCAUGACUUGGAAUACCUCUUCCCAGCCCCUUCUUGCCUGUAAGGUCUCUUUUGAGAAAUCAGCUGACAGUCUGAUGGGGACUCCUUUAUAGGUGACUGUCCCCUUAGCUCUUGCUGCUUCUAGGAUUCUCUCCUUCAUUU